Messenger RNA from Gloeophyllum trabeum ATCC 11539, 1707 nucleotides. Its product is annotated as tryptophanyl-tRNA synthetase. The transcript is spliced from 8 exons. The record is from RefSeq and is a predicted model, not a curated record. Gene Ontology annotation, cellular component: cytoplasm. The coding region runs from base 151 to 1593 and encodes 480 amino acids. Lineage: Eukaryota; Fungi; Basidiomycota; Agaricomycetes; Gloeophyllales; Gloeophyllaceae. Gene Ontology annotation, biological process: tryptophanyl-tRNA aminoacylation. Gene Ontology annotation, molecular function: tryptophan-tRNA ligase activity; ATP binding.
GGUGCAAGGUUCCUUCCGCUCUCUUGUUCUCCUGAUAUCCCGGAGUACUCCCUUUUGGUUAUUGCUGUCGGUUCUGGUUGUCCUGUUCAAAAACAUAGAGAGGAUUGAAACUGCUACACGAUUUACAAAGCAAUUCGCGACUAGCUGACAAUGACUGCGGUACCGCCCCCUGGUGUCCCUGAUGAGCUUGCGGGUGAUUCGACAGCACCUGCUACUGUGGAGACGGUUGUGCAGAAACUAGGCGGUGUGAGCCUCGACGGACCCAAAACAUCCACGCCCGACCCGACCUCUGCAUCCACCCCCGCCCCCAAUGCCGACACCAGCGCCCCCGCCAUCAAGCCCGCCGACCCGGCGUCCGCACACGACCAGGUCGUCACGCCGUGGGACGUCCAGGGCUCCGUCUCGAGUGACGGCAAGCAGCUCGCGAUCGACUACGACAAGCUGAUCGAGCAGUUUGGCACGAAGCGCGUCGACCAGGCGCUGCUCGACCGCUUCGAGCGGCUCACGGGCCACCGCCCGCACGUCCUGCUCAGGCGGGGGAUGUUCUUCAGUCAUCGGGAGUUUGAUAAGAUUUUGGACCGGUAUGAACAGGGGAAGCCGUUCUUCUUGUAUACUGGACGGGGUCCAAGUAGCGGGAGUAUGCACCUGGGGCAUAUGAUACCCUUUACCUUCACAAAGUGGCUCCAAGACGUCUUCAAUGUUCCCCUAGUUGUACAACUCACCGAUGAUGAGAAAUUCCUGUUCAAGCACGAGCUGAAGCCAGAACAGACAUACAAAUUUGCACGGGAGAAUGCAAGGGACAUCAUCGCUGUCGGCUUUGACCUGGAGAAGACGUUCAUUUUCAGCGACUACGAUUACGUCGGUGGGGCAUUCUACAAGAACAUCUCCAAGAUAUCCCGGCAAAUCACCUUUAGCCAGGCCCGCGCCACCUUUGGUUUCACGGAGUCUGACAACAUCGGCAAGAUCCACUUCGCCUCUAUCCAGGCCGCGCCCUCCUUCUCCAACUCCUUCCCCCAGAUCUUCGGCACGACCUCCAACAUCCCGUGCCUCAUCCCCUGCGCAAUCGACCAGGACCCGUACUUCCGCCUCACGCGCGACGUCGCCGUCAAGCUCAAGUACCCCAAACCCACGCUCCUCCACUCCAAGUUCUUCCCCGCGCUCCAGGGCCCGCAGACCAAGAUGAGCGCGUCCGACCCCAACUCAGGGAUAUACAUGAGCGACUCGGUUAACGUGAUUAAGAAUAAGAUCAAUCGGCAUGGCUUCUCAGGCGGAGGGGAGACUGAGGAAAUCCACCGUGAGAAGGGGGGUGAUACGGAGGUGGACGUUAGUUAUCAGUACCUGGGUUUCUUCUUGGAUGACGAUGAGGAGCUUGAGCGCAUAGGAGCGGAAUACCGCGCCGGCCGGCUGCUCACCGGUGAGCUCAAGGCUAUGUGCAUCAAAGUACUACAAGACUUCGUGAAGGGGUUCCAAGAGCGUCGAGCGCAGGUCACAGAGGAAGAUAUCUCGCGUUUCAUGGACCCAACGAGGAAGAUCAUUCCGACCAUGAGCAAGUGUAGAACCAGCGCGGCAGAGCCACCAAAGGCAGAGAACUGACUAGUGCGUGGGAUGAGCGGUGUCCUGUAUAGAGUAUUGCGAAUAUAUGGCUGGCCGCGGCAGUUUCGGUGGCAUCCUCUGGAUGGCCUACGGCAUCACUGCUGGAAGCAAUUC